ACCGAGGCAGCUUCAAAGAGGUGGCAGGAGCGCAUCCGCAAAGAGCAACUGCCUGAAGGCGAGACACCGAGCAAACACGAUUAUACUACGAGUGAGAGGAAGUCCAAAGCCCGGCUUUGGCCAAGGCAAUUGCGGGAAACCGGGGAUCCAUCAUGUGGCUUGACCGGUUUGCUGGGCAGCAUCCGGGAAGCACUCCGUCUCCGCCCAACAGCCAGAGCCGCGCGCAGUCGCCGCUGCCCCGCCGGACGUCGAGUGCGCGAGGGCCGUAUCUCACGUCGCAGCGGUCGGGCAUCUCGCCGCGGGGCUCGUCUUUGUCGCUGGGCUCGAACGACUCCUCGUCCUCGCUGCUCGCUGCGGCGAAGCGGAUCAAUGGGUCCGGUUUGAAGCAGUCGACCACCGUCGACGACGCCCCGGAUCCGGAGACGGUCCUGGCGAGGAUUCUCGGCCCCUCGCCCGAUCGAACCAAUUCAGAACAUACCCAGACAAGGAGGAUCACGGAGGAUGACUUGGGGUUGGGCUUCGAUUUUGGUGGCCUCUCGCUGCGCGAGCUCGCUCGUGGAGAUGCUGGCCGCCCGGCGACAGACACCUACAGGCCGCAGACUGUAGAAGACUUUGAGCGAGAUAAAGCCAAAUUCGAAGAACUCCACCGGUCCAUCCGAGCAUGCGACGACAUCCUCAGCUCCGUGGAGUCCAGCCUCACCAGCUUCCGCAACGACUUGGCCGCCGUGUCGGCCGACAUCGAGAGUUUGCAGGCCCGGUCGACCACACUCAAUGUCAGGCUAGAGAACCGGAAAGCCGUGGAGAAGGUGCUGGGGCCGAUUGUGGAGGAGCUAAGCGUGUCGCCCACGGUUGUAUCCAAGAUCUCGGAAGGGCACAUCGAUGAGACAUGGGUCAAGAUCUUGGCCGAGGUCGAUAAGAGAGUGAUGGCCCAGAAGAAGAACUCGGCACAAACACCGAGCAAGGCGCUAGCUGACGUAGGGCCGUUGCUGGAGAAGCUAGUUCUCAAGGCCAUCGAGCGGAUACGCGACUUCCUCGUCGCUCAGAUCAAGGCCCUCAGAUCGCCCAAUAUCAAUGCGCAGAUCAUCCAGCAGCAGAACUUUCUGAAGUUCAAGGACUUAUUCUCUUUUCUGCACCGCCACCAGCCCGUACUUGCGGGUGAGAUCUGCCAGGCGUACCUCAACACCAUGCGCUGGUACUACCUGAACCAGUUCACCCGCUACGAGAAGGCCCUCGAAAAGCUUAAGCUCCACGUCCUUGACAAGAAUGACGUUCUUGGUCACGAGGACAGCUCCAGGAGGACCACGGUGCUCUCGGGCAGCAAGAUCGCGGGCGCACCACAUGACGCCUUCAACCUAGGAAGGAGGAUAGAUGUCCUCAAGACCGCCAGCCAACUCGCAAUAUCUUCCUACCUCGCCGAGGAAGACCAGUCCACGCACUACCUCGAAGUCCCCUUCCGCAACUUCAACCUGGCCCUCAUCGACAACGUCACAGCCGAAUACAGCUUCCUCGCCGCCUUCUUCAGCCCCUCCCUUUCCUUCGCGGCCAUCUCGCGGCACUUCAACUACAUCUUCGAACCCACCUUCGGCCUCGGCCAGUCACUCACCAAGCAGCUCGUGGCCGAUACGUACGACGUCCUGGGCGUGCUGCUCUGCGUCCGCCUCAACCAGCACCUGGCCUUUGAGCUGCAGCGCCGGCGCGUGCCCGCCGCCGAUGGCUACAUCAACGGCACUGCCAUGGCGUUGUGGCCGCGUGCCCAGAGCAUUAUGGAUGCCCACUGCGACUCGGUCCGGGCGCUGACGGCUGCGCUGCCUGCCCGCGCGCCGUCGGCGGCGUCGGCCAAGGCCGCUUCCGCGGCGCCUCACGUCGUCACGCAGCGCUUCGGCCAGCUGCUGCACGGCAUCCUGGCGCUGAGCGCGGAUGCCGGCGGGGACGACGAGCCUGUCGUGGCGAGUCUGCGGCGGCUACGCAACGAGGUCGAGGGGUUCUUGACCAAAGCCAGCCAAGCUUCGUUUGGGGCCGACAAGAGGAAGCGGGAGCGGUUUCUGUAUAACAACUAUAGCUUGAUUCUGACGAUCAUCAGCGACGUUAGCGGGAAGCUAGCGCUGGAACAGCAAGAGCAUUUCGAGGUGUUGAAAACGACUUAUCAGGAGGCUGGGUAGCUUGAAACGGGGAAAAGUGUCGGCGCUUGGGAGUAGUAAUCAGCGAUCGCGAUCGUUCGGGCUGUUGCGGCCAGGAAGGGGCAAAACGGUAGGAUAUCCCCUUCGUGUAGUAUUGACUUUGCGUUAGACUUGAGGGCUACCAGAG
Molecule: messenger RNA, 2304 nt
Organism: Chaetomium strumarium
Lineage: Eukaryota; Fungi; Ascomycota; Sordariomycetes; Sordariales; Chaetomiaceae
Product: Sac2 family-domain-containing protein
Exons: 3
Coding region: 153-2159 (668 amino acids)
Biological process (GO): endocytic recycling; Golgi to vacuole transport; retrograde transport, endosome to Golgi
Cellular component (GO): GARP complex
Molecular function (GO): syntaxin binding
Source: RefSeq, a predicted model, not a curated record